Molecule: messenger RNA, 2311 nt
Organism: Lottia gigantea (owl limpet)
Lineage: Eukaryota; Metazoa; Mollusca; Gastropoda; Lottiidae
Exons: 13
Coding region: 48-1448 (466 amino acids)
Cellular component (GO): mitochondrion; cytoplasm
Molecular function (GO): ATP hydrolysis activity; ATP binding
Source: RefSeq, a predicted model, not a curated record
GCAAGUUUUGUAAACAAAAUUUGACAUUGAAGUUUUGAAAUGGAAGAAUGAGGGUAGCAGUUCUUUUUUCAACAAAUUCUGUGCUCAGAAGUCAGAAAUUACAUCUCAAACUCUUCAAUAUAUCACGUAGCUUUGGAACAUCUACGUCAUCUGAUGUGUUAAAUACAACAGACCAUUCCUUGACCAGAAAUGGCCCAUUAGAUGUUUACAAUCGAAGAAUUUCUAAAGGUGAAUUACAUGAAGAUAAACAUCAAAGAUGUGUAGUGGAAGAAUUACAAAGUUUACAUGAUAGACUAUUUAGUUAUCAACCACAACCAAAACCGACACAAUCAUGGUUAUCCCAAAAACUUGGUGGAAAUUCCAACUCCAAUGUUAUUCAACCUCCUCAAGGAUUGUAUUUAUAUGGAAGUGUUGGAUGUGGGAAAACUAUGUUGAUGGAUAUGUUUCACGAUUCAAGUUCUGUAGACAAAAGACAAAGAGUUCAUUUUAAUAAAUUUAUGUUAGAUGUUCAUAAAAGAAUUCAUGCUUUGAAGAAAUCAGCACCAAAAGUUACAAAUAUCAGACAUUCUCAUGCUUAUGAUCCUAUUGCUCCAAUAGCUAGAGAAAUUAGUGAAGAAUCUACACUGCUCUGUUUUGAUGAAUUUCAGGUUACUGAUAUAGCUGAUGCUGUUAUUUUGAGCCGUUUAUUUACUAAUUUAUUUGAAAGUGGUGUAGUAGUUGUAGCGACAUCUAACAGAGCACCAGAUGAUUUAUAUAAGAAUGGUUUACAAAGAGGUAAUUUUGUGCCAUUUAUUGGAGUAUUAAAAAAAUAUUGUAAGACUAUAUGUUUAGAUUCUGGUAUAGACUACAGAAUGAGGACCUUGCCUGCUGAAGGAAAAGUAUAUUUUGUGCACAGUGACUGUGAUAGUAAUAAAGAAUUAGAUAGAUUAUUCAAAGAGUAUGUCAAGAACCAGAGACAAGAUAUUUGUUCAAGAGAUUUAAUAGUUUUAGGAAGGAAAUUAACAUUACCUAAAACAUGUGGCAGAGUAUUGGAUACAACUUUUAGUGACUUAUGUAUGCAGGCUUUAGGAGCUGUGGAUUAUUUAGAAAUUAGUAAAGAGUUUGAUGUAGUGAUUAUGAGAGAUAUACCUACUAUGAAUUUGAGUAGAAAAACUGAAGCAAGAAGAUUUAUUACAUUUAUAGAUACUGUUUAUGAUAAUAAGGUAAAAUUAGUGUGUUCAGCUAAAGCAGAACCUAAAGGUUUGUUUACCACAGGCUCAUUAAGUCAUCUAGAUCAACAAGCUAAUAGAGCUUUAAUGGAUGAUCUAGGUAUAACUCCUGAAACUGCAACAGCUAGUGUUUUUACAGGGGAGGAAGAAUUAUUUGCAUUUGACAGAACCAUUUCGAGAUUAACAGAAAUGCAAACAGAGGAAUAUUGGAAUUUAGAUCGAGAAACUAGCAAAUUAUGAUAGUGGUAACAAUUAGGGAUAUUAUUAUGUUAUUGUUAUUUUAUAUUUGUUAAAACGGGUUGAAGUGGAAAACACAUUUUAUGUGUAAGAGAUAUAUGAUAUUUUAAAAUUAAGGCAGGGGUUCUAUACGGAUUGAUUUAGGAAAAAUAAUCAGUUGAAAUUAAUCCAUGAAAUUUUAGAAAAUAAAAUGCUCUUAUCUUAUUGUUUGUUUAGGAUUGAUGAAAAAAGUAAAGAAAAUGUGAUUCAUUCAACAAAAAUAAUUUAAUAACAAAAACUUAACAAUAUGAAGAAUCAAUUAUAUUAUGAACUUUCACUCUUCUGUUCUUCAAACUUAUCUGCUUCUUUCUGCCAUAAUUCAAUAUUUGUUCUGAAAUAGAUAGUUUAUUUUCUAUUACACAACUGCUACUCUAAUCUGAAUUCACUACCUUGCUGAUCUGCCCUUAUUCCAUAUUUGGGAAAUCCAAAACUCAGUUAUAUUGAUAAUAAAUGUAUGCCUGAAACAUGACUACAGCAUAAGUCCAAGUUUGGAAUCAUGUCUAUGGAGUUCAUAUCCACAACAUCAUAAGAGUUCUUCAAGCUCAUUUUUUGAUUGAUUUGUUUAUUCAUAAUGAAUAGAUUGUCAUGUUUCAAAAAUCUGAAACUGAGAUUUUGACGGUAAGAUCUACUAGUAUAUUUCUUACAAUGAUCCCUGUAGUAGUUUCUCUGUAGAUGGUAAUAUCUGUUUUAAUGUUGUAUAUAGAGGACAACCAAUAAACUUUAUAAAUCCAACCUUUAAAUAUAUAUACCGGUACUAUAUAUCAAACUAUUAUCAAUAAUUUUUUGUAAUCAUAUGCACAUACACAGAUAAUAAAGACUGACAAUAC